AUGGUUUUGAAGCAGAAUUUCACGUGCCUGGGCACGCAGCUGAAGUGCGCGGGCAACGCGUCGCUGGGCGUGCGCGCGCGCUGCGUGGCGGGCGCGCGCUGCGACGGCCGCGCCGACUGCCCCGACGCCGCCGACGAGGCCGACUGCCCGCCGCACACCUGCCCGCCGCACCACUUCUCGUGCUUGGGCGGCGGCUGCGUGCCGCUGGUGUGGGUGUGCGACGCGGACGCGGACUGCGCGGACGGCAGCGACGAGGGCGCGCUGUGCGCCGCGCGCCGCUGUGCGCCCGGACACUUCCGCUGCGCAUCCGGACGCUGCAUCCCCGCCGAGUGGCUGUGCGACGCCGAGGCCGACUGCCCGCAGCGCGAGGACGAGGCGUCGUGCUCGGGCCGCGCGGGCCCGACGUGCGAGCCGACGUACUUCCGCUGCCCCUCGGGGCGCUGCGUGCCGGGCCGCUGGCGCUGCGACGGCGAGGACGACUGCGGCGACGCGGCCGACGAGAUGCACUGCGAGCCGCGCAACUGCUCCGAGUCAGAGUUCAGAUGCGGCAGCGGCGAGUGCGUCCGCGGCGCGCUGCGCUGCGACGGCGCGGCGGAGUGCGCGGACGGCUCGGACGAGGCGGGCUGCGCGCCGGCCUGCCCUCGCGCCGCCGCCUGCGCCUCCGGGGACGCCUGCGUGCCCAAGUAA
Ostrinia nubilalis (European corn borer) is the source of this 687-nucleotide messenger RNA. Its product is annotated as low-density lipoprotein receptor-related protein 4-like. The record is from RefSeq and is a predicted model, not a curated record. Gene Ontology annotation, cellular component: plasma membrane. The coding region runs from base 1 to 687 and encodes 228 amino acids. NCBI's taxonomy places the organism in Eukaryota, Metazoa, Arthropoda, Insecta, Lepidoptera, Crambidae. Gene Ontology annotation, molecular function: protein binding. The transcript is spliced from 5 exons.